This is a messenger RNA of Lineus longissimus, 4666 nucleotides long. RefSeq lists its product as uncharacterized. The transcript has 8 exons. Bases 2 to 1771 code for a protein of 589 amino acids. NCBI's taxonomy places the organism in Eukaryota, Metazoa, Nemertea, Pilidiophora, Heteronemertea, Lineidae. Gene Ontology annotation, biological process: protein autoubiquitination. Gene Ontology annotation, molecular function: ubiquitin-protein transferase activity. The record is from RefSeq and is a predicted model, not a curated record.
CAUGAAACAAACCGUAAGAUCGACUAAGAUGUCUUUGGUAAGAAUGUUGACCCUGGGCGUUGGCCUGGUGCUUUUGAUUCCAAAUGUAAAUUGUUCUGCAACAUGUCAGGAGAAAUAUUUAGAUGGACAAACACCGGAUACCAAACAUAUAGUUACAGUUGGGGAAAAGAUAACACUCAAAUGUGAUUUGUCUGCGGUCAACGAAACAACGGAUGUGGUCUACUGGAAGACUGAUAAAGCCGUGAUGUCCGAGGAUGAUGGUGUAAUUCCAAAAUUUCAGUCUAAAUAUAAUGUAUCUUAUGGGAAGAAUGCGAAAGGGACAGUUCUCUACACAAUCUCAUGGAUAGCAGAGUUAGACGAUGCAGGGACUUAUAACUGUACAUGCUCAACAGGUGGAAUAAGAUUCAGAGUUUGGAUAAGACGCCCCUGCAAUAAACGAGAAAAUGUCCGCCAAACAAAUACGACGACAUCUCCAGUAGUUCUCAAUUACUUGAAGACAAAUAAAAGCUAUCCUCUUCAAGCAAAUACACCUCUCAAUUUCAAAGUUGGCCUGGACUGCAACUGCACUUGGCCAGAAGUCAACAGGACUUUCCAAGGAAAAUGGUAUGGCACCAGUACAGAUGACCCUAGCUUAAGCGACCUUUUGCCAAGCCGAUCUGUAAAUGGAACUCAAGAUCAAGAUUCUACCAAGACGCCUAUUGGAUGCUACACUGGCAAAGGAAGCGUGACGUAUCGGUACAGAAAUGUUUUCGGAUCUUUUGCCAAUGUAGAAUUCAAGUGCCCAAUUGCGGAGAUAGACAAAACAUACAAUUUUUACAUCGAUGAGGUGGAGGAGAAAAAGCCGGAGGAGUUCACCACAAUUAUGAGCAUCUCCUGCAAAGCCAGUUAUUGUGACAAUUAUGGAUCAGGUAAUGUCCUAGCCUAUGCCGGCAUCUGCACUAUCAUCUGGCUUCUGGUCACUCUAGCUGCGAGACGUGCGAAACAAAAAGAUGCCAACAGGCAAAUAAACACGAAAUGUAUCUUCAUAACUUUGCUUAUAGUGGGGAUCAUAGCGGUUCUUGGUGUAGCUCUUGGCCUGGGAGGCAUUUGCACCAAAGGCUUCACCCGCGAAGCACCGCCCCUUCGAGUGGGUACUUUGUUCGGCAUUAUUAUGGUCACGAAUUUGGCUAUUGUGGCCAUCAUUGUCAGCAUUGUAUUCCUAUGUUGGUUAAAAAAGACAGAAGCACCAAAAGGAAAUCAUAUGGUUAAGGGGCAAGAAAACCCAAAUUUUAGUAACAUCCCUGAAACGACUGACUCAAGAACACCUCCACCAGAUGAAGGAGAGGCAACUGCUCCAACUAACACCAAACUCGCUCAUCCGAACAUCCAGAAGGAUUAUGAAAACGUUCUGCCACAUCAACGUAAAAAAGAAACUGAAAAUGACUAUAUCCUUCCUGGAGCACAACGCCGGAAUGCGAAGCUUUGUACGAUUUGCUGUAAGAAUCCUGUACAAGUUUAUUUCAAACCCUGCAAACACGUGGCUGUUUGCAAUUCUUGCGCCAAGAGCAUGCAAGAUAAAGCUGAAAACACACAAGCAAACUGCCCAGUGUGUAGGAUACCAGUGACAGACUUCCAAACACUCUGCAUGGUGUGUUUGGAAAAUCCAAUCCUUGGGUACCUCACACCCUGUCUCGAUAAAGUAGUUUGUAAAUCAUGCGCCACUGAAUUGAUGAAGAAAUCUGUUGCGUUCUGCCCUUACUGCAACAAAGAGGUCUUUGAUUACAAUCUGUAAUUAUUUCAUACAAAAUUUAGCAAUCAUAUCUUUUCAUUGCAAAAUGAAUGACACACCAAAUCUACUUUGGAGCCUCGUCCUUUGAAAGGUGUAAAACCAAGUGUCCUAGUCCUGGUUGCGAUGCCAGAGCGAGAAGGACAUUAUUCAAAUGAAGAAAUUAUGUAGCUUGUGUCUAAACGACCGUCCAUAAAGUACGUGUACACUAAAACCUGGAUUUUCGUACCCCCCUGCCCCCUGUACACGUUCACACCUUUGAAAAUUUGAUCCGGAUUAGUUUAGACCGCCAAUUGCCGGGCUAUUUUAACCCGGCAAUGAUUAGAGGGUCAGACCCAUCUUUUGCCCAGGAUCAAAAUUUAGCCCGGCUUUGGGCAUGGUGUGGACAAAAAAAGCUGGGUUAUAACGUUUACUGGGCCCGGCUACAGAUGGCGCUUGUAGGAACUCUCCUCAUUAUACCGGUAUACUCUGUCAUCACAGACAAUUUUUACAUUGUAUUUUCGGUUGCAAUAUAGUUUAGAUCUCGCACUUGCACAAGUUUAUUUCACUCCUAUUUUGUAUCCGAGUACAUGAUUUACGGUAAAAUAAACUUAUUUGAAUCUUGAAUCUUUGCGGAGAUUAGAAUCACACAUAUUAUGUAAACACAAACCACGCUGUCAGUGUCACUUUUUUAUCAUUUUCGAUUUGCUAUCGCCAUACGAUGGCCAUUUAUCUAUCGCUGAUUGUAUUGUAUUGUGGUCAACAGUAUCAUAAAAUCGCUUCUAAGAUGAGGUAUGAUAAAAUACCUUUACUAUUCAUCAUGUUCAUGAAAAUGAAUCUCUGUAUAUGAACUGUCAAUAUUUUAUGAUAUAGAGUUAUUGAUUAAAUUUACUUUAUUACCCAAGAGCCAAACCUUUACUAUUCAUCAUGUUCAUGAAAAUGAAUCUCUGUAUAUGAACUGUCGAUAUUUUAUGAUAUAGAGUUAUUAAUUAAAUUUUCUUUAUUACCCAAGAGCCAAACCUUUACUAUUCAUCAUGUUCAUGAAAAUGAAUCUCUGUAUAUGAACUGUCGAUAUUUUAUGAUAUAGAGUUAUUAAUUACAUUUUCUUUAUUACCCAAGAGCCAAGCCUGAUAUAUUGAGAUUAAUAUAUUGUUUUAUACAGUCCUAGUCACAAUUAACACACCCUCUUUUGCGCAGGCUGCGCAGAACCUGCACUUUAGUGCCACCAGCUGCUUACACUCUGGUUAUGUGCACAUCACUUUCCUUAUGUUAGGGCGUAAAAUUCCGCAAUCCAACUUGGCAGAAGGUGCAUGCAAGUUGCGCACAGCUCAUGUAAAGGUCACCUCGAUGUGGUCGGAGCUUUCAUGAAACCUAUGCUCAGGUUGUGUGGAAGUUGCGUAUACCCCCGAAACCAAGGAAGACAAGGGUCGCAUUCUAAAAGCAAAAGGAAAAAAAGCGACAUGUAGGCAAACACAACAUACAGCAAUCCAACAUUUGGGAAAUGGUGCAGGUAAGUUGAGUCAGACAGCUCAUGGAGAAGUCAGCUAGACCUACUCGGAGCAUUCAUGCAACCUACACUCAGGUUGUGUGUAGGUUGCGGAUACACUGCGCAUUACAUACACAGACUCGGGGAUGUCAAUUGUGAUUGGGACUGUAUAUUUAGUAUUUGUAAAUAUGAAUCUCUGUACAUAAUCUUUGAUGCAAAUGACAUUAUAAAGAUGGCAUUCUGGACAUCAACUUUAUUUCACCGACCCAUGUUGCCCACUUUGUCAACGGCGAAUUAAUGGCAGCAGUAAAGUGGGACGACCAUAUAUACCAUGUGACUAUAUAUCGUACACGGAAAUAUGUUCACGAAUAAAUAUUGCCAUAAAAAUCAUGAAACAUCGCGAAAAUAAAAAUCUGUUUGGGCAAGCCGUAGAGGAAUCGGUUCAGAAAAGUUGACCACUGUGAAAAUGUUUAUCCGCUAAAAUAUAUCCGUUUAUGGUAAAUAAAGAAAAUAGUAAAUCACAGAUUCUGUGAUUUUUUAUGCAUCCUAGUGUCGUUAAAAGUUUCCAAGUGAUGCGUAACCCACUUUAUCCAAGAUGUGUUCAAAUGUCUUACACUUUAGUUAGUUCAUCCAUCAGGAAUAAAUAUUGCCAUAAAAAUCAUGAAACAUCGCGAAAAUAAAAAUCUGUUUGGGCAAGCCGUAGAGGAAUCGGUUCAGAAAAGUUGACCACUGUGAAAAUGUUUAUCCGCUAAAAUAUAUCCGUUUAUGGUAAAUAAAGAAAAUAGUAAAUCACAGAUUCUGUGAUUUUUUAUGCAUCCUAGUGUCGUUAAAAGUUUCCAAGUGAUGCGUAACCCACUUUAUCCAAGAUGUGUUCAAAUGUCUUACACUUUAGUUAGUUCAUCCAUCAGGCCCAAUGAAUAAAAUGUUUGUUUAUCAUCCCUGCAAGUAUACUUUCUCCCACAUCAAAAAUCUUCUUUCUAUUUAUUCGUUACCAAAUUUGAUCACCAAAUAGGGGCUCGUACAGAUUCAAGUGGUUUCAAUAUUUAUUUGUUUGCAUUCCUGAUGACGGCUUUGUUCUAUUGACAACAAAAAUGUCCAAACAAAGUGAAAAUAGAAAAGUAGCCUUAAACGUUUCCACGAUGUGAGUGGGAAUGGCCUAUAUGAAUUUCAAAACAGUCACUUGAAAAUAUCCAAUUUUAAAAACGUGCUGUGUAUUGAUUGUGUAGCUCAACUAUGACAAAGAUUUUUUGUGUAUUAAAUAUUAUCAAGAAACUUUGAUGUGCAUUGGUAGUUUUAUGUAUGUAGGCAACAUGUAAAUAUAUGUGGGUUUCAGUGCCAUUCUCUUCUUUAUCUUAGACUUUUUCUAAGUAGCGGUACUAGUUUUGAAUAGAAAAAAUGCACAAUUUGUGAUGAUAUAAAUGUUUUAUUUUUAGAAA